Myotis myotis is the source of this 1527-nucleotide messenger RNA. It is a transcript of the gene AIMP2, whose product is annotated as aminoacyl tRNA synthetase complex interacting multifunctional protein 2. Bases 664 to 1392 code for a protein of 242 amino acids. The record is from RefSeq and is a predicted model, not a curated record. NCBI's taxonomy places the organism in Eukaryota, Metazoa, Chordata, Mammalia, Chiroptera, Vespertilionidae. The transcript has 4 exons. Gene Ontology annotation, cellular component: aminoacyl-tRNA synthetase multienzyme complex.
CGCAGGCGCCGUGGCCUAGCCGGCGGGGAUGCACGAGUAGGGCCCAGGAUCCCUCCAGACCCGGGUCGUGUAUCAGUUUUCUUUAUUCGCUUAUAACUACUUAAACUUUACUCACAGAAAAGUGUAUAGCACGUCGAUGACCAUUUUAAGAAUAACCAGUGUCACCCAGGUUAACAUACGUUGUCAGUGCCCCACUUAAAGUACCCCAAAGGGCCCGACUUCCGUGAUCGUGUCCUGCUUUUCUCUCCUACUGCGCCACCUAAGGAUGCAUCCCUAAGCCACGUGAAUGGAAGCAUGCAGUUUGGUGGCUUGUGUCUGGCUGCUGCUUCUAGACAUGAUUUCAGGACUCGCUUUGUUGCGUGAAAUGCAGUCUUUGUCCUGUCUGCGGGUCUGCUGUCCCAACGCGUUAACUGGAACCCCGCUGUUGGCCCAUCCCACUGCUCAUGGAUGCCGGGUCCUUUGUAAAGCUGCAUUGUAAGCUGCUUCAUUUUGCAGUGAGUGUUUUUGUACAGGAGCAGGCAUAGGGUAUUUCACUAGGGAUGGAAUUGCUGACUCGGCGGGCAGGGAGGGUCUGACCCAUCUCUUCAAGCUCUGGAGUCCCGUCAAGAUAACAUUUUAAAACGUCUGUACGAAUUGAAAGCCGCAGUCGAUGGUCUCUCCAAGAUGAUUCAGACGCCAGAUGCGGACUUGGAUGUAACCAACAUAAUCCAAGCCGAACAGCGCACCGCUUUAUCAGCCAAUGCAUUGGACUUAAAUUCAGUCCUUGGGAAGGAUUACGGGGCCCUGAAAGACAUCGUGAUCAAUGCGAACCCCGCCUCGCCUCCCCUCUCCCUGCUCGUGCUGCACCAGCUGCUCUGCGACCAGUACAAGGUCCUGUCCACUGUUCACACGCAUUCAGCGGUCAAGAACGUGCCAGUAAACCUCCUCAGGUGCUUUGGCGAGCAGACUAAGAACCCGCCCCGUCAUGAGUACCAGCUGGGCUUUACUCUCAUUUGGAAGAAUGUGCCCAAGACCCAGAUGAAGUUCAGUGUCCAGAGGAUGUGCCCCAUCGAAGGGGAAGGGAACAUCGCACGGUUUUUGUUCUCUCUGUUCGGCCAGAAGCAUAAUGCGGUAAACUUAACCCUCAUCGAUCGCUGGGUAGAUAUAGCCAUUUUUCAGUUAAAAGAAGGAAGCAGCAAAGAAAAAGCCGCCGUGCUCGGCUCCAUGAACGCUGCUCUCGGGAAGAGCCCCUGGCUCGUGGGGAACACACUGACCGUGGCGGACGUGGUGCUCUGGUCCGUGCUCCAGCAGGCGGGGGGCUGCAGCGUGCCCGUGCCAGCCAACGUGCAGAAGUGGAUGCGGGCCUGUGAGAACCUGGCCCCUUUCAGCUCUGCCCUCAAGCUCCUUAAGUGAACCCCAGGAAGUGAUUGUAAAGGGUUUAGAUUGUAAGAAUGGUGGUGUUUCAUGCCUGUUGUUGGUAAAGGGACUUGUACUAAAACCGGUCUUUAGGCCAGUUGUGGAGUACCAAUAAAAGCACCGUGUAACUUG